Molecule: messenger RNA, 6987 nt
Organism: Lampris incognitus (smalleye Pacific opah)
Lineage: Eukaryota; Metazoa; Chordata; Actinopteri; Lampriformes; Lampridae
Gene: pi4kaa
Product: phosphatidylinositol 4-kinase, catalytic, alpha a
Exons: 54
Coding region: 24-6404 (2126 amino acids)
Biological process (GO): phosphatidylinositol phosphate biosynthetic process; phosphatidylinositol-mediated signaling
Cellular component (GO): cytoplasm; plasma membrane
Molecular function (GO): 1-phosphatidylinositol 4-kinase activity
Source: RefSeq, a predicted model, not a curated record
GUUUCAGACCCACUCCUGGCGCCAUGUCUGUUCAUGGAGAGGGAACGAGAGGAUUUUACUUUGACACCGUUUUGUCGCUGGCACGGUCUUUGGCCACUCACCGGUGCGCGCCGAUAGAGAAGGUCCAGAAGUUACAGUGCAUGUGCCCUGUGGACUUCAGAGGGGGUUUUCAGCUCGACGAGAGGAGGAGAGAUGCGGUCAUCGCUCUUGGUAUCUUUUUAGUCGAGUCUGGCCUGCAGCACAAAAACACUAUUGUGCCCUACCUUCUUGGACUGCUUAAAGGGCUUACGCGAGUCCAGUGGACUGAAGAGAGCUCAGAACGCAAGGGCAGGGAGAGCCUCCCUGUUGCAGAGAACUUCAGCUUUUGUCUCGUGACACUGCUCUGCGAUGUCGCCCAGCACGACGAGACGUUACGAGGACAGAUACUGGAGGCGCUCAUGGACAUCAUGCAGGUGCUUCACGACGUGUGCAGGAGUCCAGAGGAUCGUGAUGAAGAGUACCUGUGUAGGUACACAGUACCCUGCCUGCUUGGCGUUAUCCGGGCGUUUGGGCGCUAUAGUAACACCGCCGAGCCGCUGCUGUCCAAGCUGUUCCCUCGGCCAGUCCCUCCUCUGCUGAUAACAGGCGAGGAUGGAGACUCGGCACACCGGGGGUCUUUCAACGACUUCCGCUCCAUCAUGCCAAGCUCUUUGCUCACAGUCUGUCAGGGAGACACUGCUCGACGUAAAGGCUCUCCCGUGCCCAGUAUAUCGCAACAGACAAGUCCGGAGAGAGUGGGUCCAACAUCCAGUUCACCCGCUGACCCCCCCACGCAAUACUUUGAAGGAUCAUACCUUCCUGAUGGCAGCACGGUGGAUCCGGACUACUACUUCUCCACAAUCAGCUCCAGUUUCUCGGUGUCGCCUCUCUUCAGCGGAAACAGCACCGCAGAGUUCGACAUCCCUCUGGAUAUGCUCAGGCAGCUGCUUCACAUGGUCGAGCAGUUUGUCUCAGAAUCAUUUCUGAAAACGCUGGACGACACCCUGGCUGAACUUAUAGAGUUGAACCCCGGCGGUCACCUCUACUACAAGACCUUCAGUGACCCUCUGUACGUAGCCAUCUUCAAAAUGCUGAGAGACAGCUUGUACAACUUUAAAGACCUACCGACAGGCUACGUGAAGGAGGUUCAUGACUUUGUCCUGGAGCAGUUUAGCUGCAGCCAGUCAGAGCUGCAGCGGAUUCUGCACGACGUGGAGUACCUGCAGAGUGAACCGAGCCCGCUCAAACUGCGCUGCCAGGCCAACGCCGCCUGUGUCGACCUCAUGGUGUGGGCAGUCACUGAAGAGCAGGGAGCAGAGAACCUGUGCACCAAGCUGUCGGAGAAACUGCAGUCCAAGACAUCCAGUAAAGUCAUCAUCGCUCACAUGCCCCUUCUCAUCUGCUGUCUGCAGGGCCUUGGUCGUCUCUGUGAGCGGUUUCCGGUGGUGGCCCACUCCGUCACCAUGUCAUUAAGGGACUUCUUGGUUGUGCCCUCUCCUGUUUUGGUUAAGCUCUACAAAUACCACAGUCAGUGCACAACAGGGGGUGGUGACAUAAAGAUCCAUGUCACCAAUGAAAAUUACCAGUCAACCCUCAGCACUCAUUCCAACAAGAGGAGUCAGCCUUCCAUGUACGAGCAGCUCCGAGACAUCUCCAUAGAUAACAUCUGCAGGUGUCUGAAGGCAGGGUUAACUAUGGAUGGGGUCAUAGUUGAAGCGUUCCUUGCUAGUCUAUCGAAUCGCCUCUACAUCUACCAGGAAAACGAUAAGGAUGCCCACCUGAUCCCAGAUCACACCAUCAGGGCUCUGGGUCAUAUUGCCGUGGCCCUCAGGGAUACGCCCAGAGUCAUGGAGCCGAUCCUGCAGAUCCUUCAGCAGAAGUUCUGCCAGCCUCCCUCCCAGCUGGAUGUUCUCAUUGUAGACCAGCUUGGCUGCAUGGUCAUUACAGGCAAUCAAUAUAUCUACCAAGAAGUUUGGAAUCUGUUUCAGCAGAUCAGCGUCAAGGCCAGCUCCAUGGUCUACUCUAUCAAUGAUUACAGGGAUCAUGGAUACAGACACUGUUCCUUGGCGGUGAUAAAUGCAUUGGCCAAUAUUGCUGCAAACCUGCAGGCUGAGCACAUGGUUGAUGAGCUGCUGGUCAACCUGCUUGAGCUCUUUGUCCAGCUGGGUUUGGAGGGCAAAAGGGCCAGUGAGCGAGCGUCAGACAAGGGCCCGGCGCUGAAGGCAUCAAGCAGUGCUGGAAACCUAGGUGUGUUAAUCCCUGUUAUUGCUGUGCUGACUAAGAGAUUACCACCCAUCAAGGAAGCAAAACCACGUCUGCAGAAGCUGUUCAGAGACUUCUGGCUCUACUCCGUGGUCAUGGGGUUUGCUGUGGAGGGAUCAGGUCUGUGGCCAGAAGAGUGGUAUGAAGGCGUGUGUGAGAUUGCCACUAAAUCCCCGCUGCUGACCUUCCCCAGUGGGGAGCCUCUGCGCUCAGAGCUGCAGUACAACUCGGCCUUGAAGAACGACACUGUCACCCCUGCUGAGCUCAAUGACCUGCGCAGCACCAUCAUCAACUUGUUAGACCCUCCUCCCGAGGUGUCUGCGCUCAUCAACAAACUGGACUUUGCCAUGUCCACUUAUUUGCUCUCAGUUUACAGGCUGGAAUACAUGCGGAUGCUGCGCUCGCUUGACUCUGAUCGUUUCCAGGUCAUGUUCAGAUACUUUGAGGACAGAGCCAUACAGAAGGACAAAUCAGGUAUGAUGCUGUGUGUGGUUGCCGUAGGCGACAAGGUUUUUGAGAUCUUCCUGCACUUGAUGGCUGAGAAACCAAAGACCAAAGCCCAUGAGGAGGAGCUCGAGCGCCAUGCUCAGUUCCUGUUGGUCAACUUUAACCACAUCCACAAGAGGAUCCGCAGGGUGGCUGACAAAUAUUUGUCUGGCUUGGCUGAAACUUUCCCCCACCUUUUAUGGAGCGGUCGGGUGCUGAAGACUAUGUUAGACAUACUGCAAACACUGUCCCUCUCCCUCAGUGCAGACAUUCACAAAGACCCACCUUACUACGACAUCCUGGACACGCCCUACAGAAUCACUGUGCCAGACACGUAUGAAGCUAGAGAGAGCAUAGUGAAGGACUUCGCAGCUCGGUGUGGGGAGAUCCUUAAGGAGGCGAUGAAAUGGGCGCCAUCUGUCACAAAGUCCCACCUCCAGGAGUAUCUGAACAAGCAUCAGAACUGGAUGUCCGGCCUGUCCCAGCACACAGGCCUCGCCAUGGCCACAGAAAGUAUCCUGCACUUCGCCGGCUACAACAGACAGAGCACUACUCUGGGGUCCACCCAGCUUACUGAGAGACCAGCUUGUGUAAAGAAGGACUACUCCAACUUCAUGGCCUCUCUCAACCUCAGAAACAGAUAUUCUGGAGAAGUGUCAGGUAUGAUCCACCUCUCACAGGCAGUCCGGGGCCACUCAGAUCUCAGUCAGCUGAUGGUCAAGCAGAUGGGUGAGGCGUUGGAUAGUGGGCAACCAGAGGCUUUUACUGAGGCCAUGUUUAAACUGGCUGCCUUGCUCAUCAACAGUGAAGACUGUGAUCUUCAGCUCCUGCAUCACCUCUGCUGGUCUCCUCUUAAGAUGUUUACAGAGCAUGGUAUGGAGACAGCCACUGCUUGCUGGGAGUGGCUGCUGGCAGCACGUGCCGGAGUAGAAGUACCUUUUAUGCGUGAGAUGGCAGGGGCAUGGCAGAUGACUGUGGAGCUGAAGAUGGGCUUGUUCUCCGAUGCUCAAGUUGAGGCAGACCCUCUGGCUGCUUCAGAGGAAAGCCAGCCUGUCCCUUGCCCUCCAGAUGUUACCCCCCAUUAUAUUUGGAUAGAGUUUCUGUUCCAGAGGUUUGAGAUAGCCAAGUACUCCAGUGCAGACCAGGUGGAGAUCUUCUGCAGUCUGCUGCAGCGCUCCCUCUCUCUUAACAUCGGUGGAGAGAAGAGCACUCUCAACCGUCAUGUGGCUGCCAUCGGACCUCGCUUCAGACUGCUGACGCUGGGCCUGGCUCUGCUGCACUCUGACGUCAUCACCAACGCUACUGUGAGGAACGUGCUCAGAGAGAAGAUUUACUCCACAGGAUUCGAUUACUUCAGUAUAUCUCCGAAUUUCCCCACCCAGGGGGACAAGCGGCUCCGUGAGGACAUCAGCAUUAUUACCCGCUUCUAUGCCAGCAUCGUCUCUGACAAGAAGUAUCUGGCAGCAUGCCACCUGGUCCCGCCUGGUGAGCUUGGCACUACUCCAGCCCCAAGCACCCUCUCUGCCGGGAUAUUUGGAUCGCUUAUCAUGUCCAGCACUUCUCCGAUAUCGAUCUUAAACAACCAGGACCCUUCGCUGAACAGUCUGUCAGUGAUGAAUGCUGCUGACCACAGGUCCAACAUAGACUCCAGCAGCCGCUCACAGCAGAGUGGCCAGGGAUGGAUCAAUACCUAUCCAUUGUCCAGUAGCAUGUCGAGCACGUCCAAGAAAUCAGGCAUGUCUAAGAAGACCAACAGGGGGACCCAGCUUCACAAGUACUACAUGAAACGCAGGACUUUGUUGCUGGCCUUACUGGCCAGCGAGAUUGAGCGUCUGACAACAUGGUACAACCCCCUGUCCACUCAAGAGCUGGCGAUCUCCACAGAACAGUCAGUGGAGACUAGCAUCGCCAACUGGAGGUCCAAGUACAUCAGUCUGACUGAGAAACAGUGGAAGGACAACGUUAACUUGGCAUGGAGCAUAGCACCUUACCUGGCUAUGCAGUUACCAGCCAGGUUUAAGAAUGAGGCCAUUGUGGCAGAAGUGACGAGGCUGGUGAGACUGGAACCCGGAGCAGUGAGUGACAUCCCUGAGGCCGUCAAGUUCCUGGUGACAUGGCAUACGAUUGAUGCGGAUUCUCCUGAGUUGAGCCACAUCCUGUGUUGGGCUCCAGCGGACCCCCCCACUGGCCUUUCCUACUUCAGCAGCAUGUACCCCCCUCAUCCUCUCACAGCUCAGUAUGGGGUGAAGGUGCUGCGUUCCUUCCCCCCGGAUGCCAUCCUGUUCUAUAUUCCCCAGAUUGUGCAGGCGCUCCGGUAUGAUAAGAUGGGUUACGUGAGAGAAUACAUCUUAUGGGCGGCCCAGAAGUCUCAGCUCCUGGCCCACCAGUUUAUCUGGAACAUGAAGACCAACAUAUACCUGGAUGAAGAGGGGCACCACAAGGAUCCUGACAUCGGGGAGCUGUUGGAGCAGAUGGUUGAGGAGAUCACAAGUUCUUUGUCUGGUCCUGCCAAGGACUUCUACCAGAGAGAGUUUGAGUUCUUCAACAAGAUCACCAACGUCUCUGCUAUUAUCAAGCCAGUUCCAAAGGGAGACGAGAGGAAGAGGGCAUGUCUCAAAGCUCUGUCAGAUAUCAAAGUCCAACCAGGUUGUUACCUGCCUAGCAACCCUGAGGCUAUAGUCCUUGACAUUGACUACAAAUCUGGAACACCCAUGCAGAGUGCUGCUAAGGCACCCUAUCUGGCUAAGUUCAAGGUGAAGCGCUGUGGGGUGAGUGGAUUGGAAAAGGAAGGUCUACGGUGCCCCUCGGACUCUUUGGAGGAUGGACAGGAGAAUGCAGAUGGAGCACACAGGGUUUGCUGGCAGGCUGCCAUCUUUAAAGUAGGAGAUGACUGCAGACAGGAUAUGCUGGCUCUGCAAAUCAUUGGCCUGUUUAAGAAUAUUUUCCAGCUGGUGGGCCUGGAUCUGUUUGUCUUCCCCUACCGAGUUGUUGCCACAGCUCCAGGCUGUGGUGUAAUUGAAUGCAUACCUGACUGUAAAUCCCGUGACCAACUUGGCAGACAGACAGACUUUGGGAUGUAUGAUUACUUCCGUAACCAGUAUGGAGAUGAGUCUACCCUGGCCUUCCAGAAGGCAAGAUAUAACUUCAUCCGCAGUAUGGCCGCCUACAGCCUUCUGCUGUUCUUGCUACAAAUCAAAGACAGACACAAUGGCAACAUCAUGCUGGACAGCAAGGGACAUCUUAUCCACAUAGACUUUGGCUUCAUGUUUGAGAGUUCUCCUGGUGGUAACCUGGGCUGGGAGCCAGAUAUCAAACUGACAGAUGAGAUGGUGAUGAUCAUGGGGGGCAAGAUGGAGGCGACACCCUUCAAAUGGUUCAUGGAGAUGUGCGUCAGAGGAUAUUUGGCUGUACGACCCUAUAUGGAUGCAGUGGUUUCCCUGGUCACUCUCAUGUUGGACACUGGGCUACCAUGCUUCAGGGGACAAACUAUCAAACUCCUUAAAGGGAGAUUUAAUCCUCAGAUGAGUGAGAAGGAAGCAGCGGCGUACAUCAUCAAAGUUAUCCAAAGCUGUUUCCUCAGCAACAGGAGCAAAACAUAUGACAUGCUUCAGUAUUACCAGAACCAAAUUCCAUACUGAACAUCUGAUCUGCUGCUCACCUAGCUAUGACGUCUACUACAACUACUAACUACAACGUCUAGUACUACUACUACAACCACUAACUACAACGUCUAGUACUACUACUACAACCACUAACUACAACGUCCAGUGCAGAGGUCUCCUCUGAAACACGAGACAUCAUCUGCCCCAUGCAAAUGUCAAGUCAGAUAAAGAGGGUGGAUACACAGUAAAUCUGUUUUAACAUUACGGAUUAUAUAUAUAUUAACAAUUUAAUUCAACAAUGGUGAAUUAAAACCGCCAUCCUUGACAGUUUUCUACAUCAGGGUGCUCAAAGGAAAAGUAACUAUAAUGUAAGAUUUUCAGAAUGACUGUCCUGAUUAACCAUGCUAGAAGUAAAUAAAAACAAAAUAUUGGGACGUGAGUCCAACAAAAGUUAAUUUAAAAGUUAAAUUUGAUAUCAUUUUUCAUGAUAUUUGAGUGUUCUUGUUUUUUGUUUUUUUUUACCUUAAAAAUGACUUGAAACAAGUUAUUUGAAUUAUCACUUAAGAUUUAGAUUUUUUUUUGGAUGCUGUUAUUUGUAACAUAUCAACACUUAAGGAAG